Capsella rubella is the source of this 486-nucleotide messenger RNA. RefSeq names its product probable disease resistance protein RPP1. The record is from RefSeq and is a predicted model, not a curated record. The transcript has a single exon. The coding region runs from base 1 to 486 and encodes 161 amino acids. Lineage: Eukaryota; Viridiplantae; Streptophyta; Magnoliopsida; Brassicales; Brassicaceae.
AUGACAUACAGUGUAAAACUCAAGGAAUGUCCUCAUGCUUUUGACAUCAUCACAGAGCUGCACGUGGAUGAUAAAGAAAUACAAGAGCUUCCUCCAUGGGUCAACAGAUUCUCUCGUCUGCAAGAACUUCGGUUCAAUGGAUGCAAAAAGCUGGUGUCAAUCCCACAAAUUUCAGAUUCUCUCAUGUACAUAGUUGCAGAGGAUUGUGAGUCCUUUGAAGAGUUUCCCCCAUGGAUCAGUAAAUCCUCUCAUCUGAAUGAACUCGUGCUCAAGAGAUGCAGAAAGCUGGUAUCACUCCCACAUAUUCCAGAUUCCCUCACUUACAUAGUUGCAGAAGAUUGUGAGUCCUUGGAGAGACUAUAUUGCUCCUUUCAAAAUCCAUAUAUUUCUGGCCUCCAUUUUGCUAAGUGCUUCAAAUUGAAUCAAGAAGCCAGAGACCUCAUCAUCCGAACAUGGACUAGUGACUAUGCUUACGAAGGGAGCUAA